UUCCAUUCGGAUGAGCACAUGAACAAAUUCUAGAGCCCAGUACAAAAUGAAGGGUCCGCCGCGUAAGGAGCAGCUCUCACGCUCACAACAUCCCCCGAAACUGCUACCAUCAUGGCUCCUACCGGCAACCACGCGCUCAUUUUUGGAGCGUCUGGAAUCACAGGCUGGGCCAUUGUCAAUGCGAUACUCAAUGGAUACCCUACCAAAGACGCGUUUGCGAAAGUCACCGCGCUGGUGAACAGGCCGCUGUCCAGGGAAGUGGCGCAAUGGCCGGACGAUCCUCGUUUGCAGAUUAUUACUGGGAUCAAUCUGUUGAAAGGGACUCAGGAAGAGCUUGAGAAGGAGAUCAAGGAGAAGGUCCCGGGGGUGGAGACCGUGAACCAGGUUUUCUUCUACGCCUACAAGCAAGACAAUGACAACGAUACCGAGUGCCGGGUCAACGAAGACAUGCUGGAGCGGUCGGUAACAGCUAUCGAACACUUGUCACCGGAAAUGUCCUAUGUCGUUCUUCCCAGCGGCACAAAGAUCUACGGCAUUCAUUUGCUAGAUAAAUUCCCAUACCCAGACAAGCUUCCACUCAGGGAAGACUUGCCACCAAUUGCCGAGCCCUACGUCAGCCAGCUUUUCUACUACAACCAGAUCGACUGCCUAAAACGAUUGGGAAAGGGUAAAAAAUGGGGAUGGUGCGAGGUGCGACCAGACAACAUUAUUGGCUUCGUCCCAAACAACAACGCCUACUGCCUCGCUCAAACGCUUGCUCUCUAUCUCGCUCUCUACCACUCCGUCGAAGGCGCUGGCGCCAAAUGCCCUUUCCCAGGGAACCCCAAAUCAUGGGUAGCCAAGUACAAUGAGUCCCCGCAAGACAUGGUCGCGGAGUUUUCAAUCUAUGCGAGUCUGCACCCAGAAAAGACAUCGGGCAAGCCGUUCAAUGUUGGCGGACAGCUGGACACCUGGGAGGGCAAGUGGCCAAUCAUCUGCGACUACUUUGGCCUCAAGGGUACCGGGCCGGAGGACGGUUCACCACAGCCUGGGGCCUACAUUGCGGAGCACCGGAAAGAGUGGGAUGAGCUGGAGAAGAAGGAGGGGCUGAAGAAGGGGUCGGUUGAUAGCGAUAUCACGCAUCCUGGCUUCCAGUACUUUAUAAUGUCAUUGUUCAACUUCGAUCGUCAAAUGGAUAUGACGGCUAGCCACAACGUCGGAUAUACCGUCAACACAGGCACGAAGGAGUCAUGGAAGCUCACAUUUGACAGAAUGAGGAAGGCUAAGGUGAUUCCAUGAAGAUUUGAUUGAUCUAUAACCCUUUCCUAUUUCUAAGCUCGUAGUUAUCAAUAUGUAUUCACAGACCCUCAACGAUCUACCAUCUACUCAUCCAAAAUAUACACGCCGUGUAUGGAAAUUG
Molecule: messenger RNA, 1399 nt
Organism: Mytilinidion resinicola
Lineage: Eukaryota; Fungi; Ascomycota; Dothideomycetes; Mytilinidiales; Mytilinidiaceae
Exons: 5
Coding region: 112-1278 (388 amino acids)
Source: RefSeq, a predicted model, not a curated record